AUGUCCAAACAACCUCUCUCCCAAACCUCCGAAGACGAAAUCAUCAACCCAAAACUCAACGUCUCCUGCCUCGACUUCCUCCUAAUCGAACUCGUCCCACUCGCCCAAAGAAUAACCGAACAACUCCAUGCACCAGGAACUAUACACAUGGACGAUGAGACCCGCGAAGCAGUAUUCUGGCGUUUAGACGGAUUAGGAUAUCGAGUAGGACAAGGUCUUGUUGAGCGGUUCUCCGCCAACAAACCGCGUCCAACAACCCCUCUCGACGCCAUAAAAUUCAUCUGCAAAGACCUCUGGAUUUUACUCUUUCGCAAACAAAUCGAUAAUUUGAAAACCAAUCAUCGAGGAGUUUAUGUCUUGACGGAUGUGAGGUUUCAGCCUUUGAGUCGAAUGUCUGUGGAUCGCAGAGCUGGGCCGAAAGCUGGGGAAGAUGCUUUGAGGAGGGCGCAGGCUUUUCUUUACUUCCCAUGUGGUGUUGUUCGAGGUGCGCUACAGGGACUGGGAUUGGAUGUCACGGUUACGGCAGAGACGACGGAGAUUCCUUCUGCCACUUUUCAGAUCAAGACGAAAGGUGCCAAGGCUUGA
Messenger RNA from Pseudocercospora fijiensis CIRAD86, 585 nucleotides. RefSeq lists its product as uncharacterized. Lineage: Eukaryota; Fungi; Ascomycota; Dothideomycetes; Mycosphaerellales; Mycosphaerellaceae. The transcript is spliced from 4 exons. Bases 1 to 585 code for a protein of 194 amino acids. Gene Ontology annotation, biological process: regulation of GTPase activity; endoplasmic reticulum to Golgi vesicle-mediated transport. The record is from RefSeq and is a predicted model, not a curated record. Gene Ontology annotation, cellular component: TRAPP complex; trans-Golgi network; cis-Golgi network.